UUAAAGAAAAACCAUAACAACAAAUUUUAAGCAAGAAUAUCCUGUAUCUCCUCUCCUAUAUCAAAUUUCAAAAAACUGUUGUCUGUUUAGUCCAACUAGUCUUAUUAACAGUCUCACUGAGUCACUGUUGAGUGUUGACUGUUGAGCCACUGCCUUCUUCUCUAAUCUCUAUAUUCCCAAAAGAAAUGAAUUUUCAUACUCUCUCGGUUUCUUCUUCUUUGGUACCCUGCACUCCAAAAACUUAUCUCUGCUCCAACAUCAAUAAUGAGUCCAGCCGGGUCAACUCGCCCGCGCCAUCCCAACUCACCACAAAAAGGCGGUGCCUCUUCUGUGGAAGAAGGCACUUCGUUGAAGCUGCAACAUUGGCAACUACACUCUUCCCUAUUAAACCCUCCAGAGCCACCAAUAAUUCAGAUUCUGAUUACGAUUACGCGGAUGUGCUUAACCAGUUUCAUCCACCAAAGCCAGAUUGGUAUGAAGAGUUCUAUGCUUGGGUUAUGAAUUCAGCUACUAAGUCUUAUGAAGCUGAGGUUGCAAAGUACAAGUCACAAGUCUUAAGUAACUUGAAGGGGAAGAAGGCUCUUAAAAUCUUGGAGGUUGGGAUUGGAACAGGUCCUAACCUCAGUUAUUAUGCUAACGAUUCCGAUGUUCAUGUUGUUGGCAUUGAUCCUAACCCGAAGAUGGAGAAAUAUGCUCGGUCUGCAGCUAGAUUGGCUGGCUUACUGCUCUCAAACUUCGAGUUUUUUCAAGCUGUUGGGGAGGCUAUACCACUAAGUGAUGCUUCAGUGGAUGCAGUCGUUGGAACGCUUGUAUUGUGUUCUGUUAAAGAUGUUGAUUUGGCAUUAAAAGUUAAGAGGGUGUUGCGACCCGGUGGAAAGUAUGUGUUUGUCGAACAUGUGGCUGCAAAAGAUGGCACAACUCUCAAAUUUUUCCAACGACUUACUGAUCCUCUGCAGCAGAUACUUGCAGAUGGGUGCCACCUUUCAAGAGAUACAGGAAACAGCAUAUCCAAAGCUGGAUUUUCAAGUGUUGAGUUCAAGACAGCAUUUGUGUCUAACGCUUCAUUUAUAAACCCCCAUAUAUAUGGAAUAGCAUACAAGUAGCACCGAAAGGCACGAGCUGCCCCGGCUACAUUGCUUCGAUCAAGGACUAAAUCUUCCUCUUCCUCAACAUCUGUACCAAGCACAAAUUUCUGAAGUUAUACCGUAAAGUAUGUUUCGUAUCAUGUUCUUUUGGUUUCAAAAUAGUGCGGUGGAGGAGACACUGCUAUUUUGCAUCAUUUACAGCAUAAUAUAGGUUUCAACACUUAUUGUUUUCAUUUCAUUCCAAGACUUGGAAGUUUGAGGCGACAUCCAUGGCACCAACAACGGGCUCCGAUACCGUUGUUAAGUAUCUAAGAAAGUAGGAAACCACACCUUAAAAGCUAGCUGAUGAGUGGUUCUAUAUCAAGCAUCCUAUAUUACCCCAUGUGAGACUUUGAGCAUCCCAUAAUAUACCCAAGCCCCUAACAGACACCUUUUGUUCCCCAACAAAGUCUUGCGUGCUUGGUUAAUAUGUUGUGUUGUCCACCUAUCUUCUUCUUCUUGCUAUAAAGCAUCUUUAAUGGCAUCAUUGUCAAACACAAAUUUGGCUAGUGUUGUUUUGCCCGCAUCUCGAAUUCCACUAUCGAAAUGAUGCAACAAUUUGUUUCUCUGAAUGUAAAUGAACCAUCUGAACUUCUACAUCCUCAUCAAAUCCAAUGAUCUUUUGGUCUUUAACGUUAAGAGAUAGUUGUUUCAUUUGCUGCAACUUUGAACAGCGGAGAACGAGUCAGCUCCGGUCUGAAACUUCACUAAACCAUGUCUUUAUCCUUCUUGAGGAAUCUUGAAUCUUUCUCCCAAUGCUAUCCAACUUCCAUUCAAUAACAAAGCGACUCUGGCACAUGAAAACAUGGGUUUCCACGGUUUGUGCAGUUCUCUUGUAUAUUCAUCAAUAACAAACUGAAUUUUUCAAGCAAUGGCUCUCAGUUCAC
Molecule: messenger RNA, 2011 nt
Organism: Arachis stenosperma
Lineage: Eukaryota; Viridiplantae; Streptophyta; Magnoliopsida; Fabales; Fabaceae
Exons: 6
Coding region: 186-1103 (305 amino acids)
Molecular function (GO): S-adenosylmethionine-dependent methyltransferase activity
Source: RefSeq, a predicted model, not a curated record